AUGGCGGCUGGGGUCCUGGGGCAGGGCGGGGGGGAGCCCCGCGCCUUUGGGAAGGGGGGCGCCUGUCACGUGCUGAGCUCUCCGGUGUGGGGAUGGGUGCGUGGCAGGCUGGUCGCCCUAGUGGCCCGUGCGGGGGCCCUGGGUGUGGGGUUUCCUUGCUUUCCCUCUGUGGGCGAAGGCCCUGGGGCUGCCCCGCCGUCGCCUGAGGAAGAGUGCAUCUCCCAGGCGGCCCAGGGUCUCCAUGCGCUGCCCUCCAUCCCGGAUUCCGCCCAGGGCGAGGGCGAUGCAACGUUUCCACCAGCCAGGCUGGACCAGGGCGCGGGCCAGGCCCCCAGCUGCAGCCACAGCCCGAGCGGGAAGAAGUUCCGGAGCAAGCCGCAGCUGGCGCGCUACCUCGGGGGCUCCAUGGACCUCAGCACCUUCGACUUCCGCACAGGCAAGAUGCUGAUGACCAAGGUCAACAAGAGCCGCCAGCGCGUGCGCUACGACUCAUCCAACCAGGUCAAGGGGAAGCCGGAUCUGAAUACGGCGCUGCCUGUCAGGCAGACGGCGUCCAUCUUCAAGCAGCCGGUGACCAAGAUUACCAACCACCCUAGCAACAAAGUGAAGAGCGACCCGCAGAAGGCUGUGGACCAGCCGCGGCAGCUCUUCUGGGAGAAGAAGCUGAGUGGCCUGAAUGCCUUCGACAUCGCGGAGGAGCUGGUGAAGACCAUGGACCUCCCCAAGGGCCUGCAAGGUGAGGGCCGGGCCGCCCCGACCGAGCCGCUGCUGUCCGCCAUCGCCAGUGCCCUGCACACCAGCAGCACACCCAUCACCGGGCAGCUGUCGGCCGCCGUGGAGAAGAACCCCGGCGUGUGGCUCAACACGGCGCAGCCGCUGUGCAAGGCCUUCAUGGUGACCGACGAGGACAUCAGGAAGCAGGAGGAGCUGGUACAGCAGGUGCGGAAGCGGUUGGAGGAGGCGCUGAUGGCUGACAUGUUGGCGCACGUGGAGGAGCUGGCCCGGGACGGCGACGCACCGCUGGCCAAGGCCUGUGCUGAGGACGAGGAGGACGAGGACGAGGACGACGAGCCCGAGCAGGACCCGGAGCUGGAGCGCGUCUAGCCAGUGCCAUGGGGGCAGCCCCGUGCCCCUGCACGGCCCAGGUGUCCACUCCCACCUCACUGAGGCCGCCUGCAUUCAGGCCACCUGCCCGAGGCGGGCAGCUCAGCGGGGAGGGGCGGUCCUCCUGCCUGGGACCUGGGGCAGCCGGCCGGGGCCGGCCCUACAGACCCCCCACGCUGCCCUCUGCAGGCCCCGGGUCUGGACGUGCCGGUCACCUGUGCUCUUCCUGGCCGGAGCCCCUGCCCAGUCUUCCACAUGUGGACACGGGCCCGGAGAUGCCCCCGACCGCAAGGCCAGCUUGUCCCUGUGGGCUUGCCCCAAGUUCCCUGAACCAGGAGAGCUGCCAGCAGGCACGGGCCGGUCGCAGCACCGCGGAGCCCAGCCAGGAGGCUGGAGAUGUACUUGAAACGGCCUGCCCCAGAGAGCCGCCGUGCAGGAGGAAGGUGGCCCUCGGGAGGGGUGCAGGACGGCCCUUCCCUGGUGCCGCCGCCCGGCCGGACGGACUAAACGUGUGGGCCGGCCCAGGAGGUCGCGUCCUUCAAUAAACCCGUGACCCAGAUGA
This is a messenger RNA of Tupaia belangeri chinensis (Chinese tree shrew), 1666 nucleotides long. It is a transcript of the gene MBD3, whose product is annotated as methyl-CpG binding domain protein 3. Gene Ontology annotation, molecular function: methyl-CpG binding. The record is from RefSeq and is a predicted model, not a curated record. The transcript has 8 exons. Lineage: Eukaryota; Metazoa; Chordata; Mammalia; Scandentia; Tupaiidae. Gene Ontology annotation, cellular component: nucleus. Bases 1 to 1104 code for a protein of 367 amino acids. Gene Ontology annotation, biological process: DNA methylation-dependent constitutive heterochromatin formation; negative regulation of transcription by RNA polymerase II.